Ambispora leptoticha is the source of this 799-nucleotide messenger RNA. The record is from the annotation of a GenBank genome assembly. Lineage: Eukaryota; Fungi; Glomeromycota; Glomeromycetes; Archaeosporales; Ambisporaceae.
AUGAAUGAUGAUUACGAUUACGAAUUUUCUACUUAUUCAACUUCUAGUAGUACACCUAAUACAAGUCAAUGGGCAAGCGUUUUAGAUCAAGACAACGAUAAUUCAGUUUCUUAUUCUCAAUCACCACCUUUAGCCAAUGAAACUACCAAUAACAAUAAUAAUGCUAAAAGAGUUAAACUUUCUGAUAAACCUGGUUUUGCUCAAUCCUUUUUUGAAUUUUAUGAUCAGCCCAGAAUUAAGCCUGGGGACAAGCCAAUAACUAAGGCCAAAUGUAAGGUCGAAGGUUGUCAAACUCAAUAUGUAUGGUAUGGUUCAACAACUAAUUUAGUCAAUCACCUCUGUGAUGUUUAUCAUAUCACAAAAACGUUGCUUGAAUAUAGCUCAGUUGAAGAGCUUAAAAAAUCCUCUCAGCAAACCAUAGAAACCACUUUAUCAAAACUUUAUUCAGCAUCAAGACAACAGAAGCUUACACGAAACAUUAUCAUAUUUUUUAUCUCUUGUGUAAUCGAAAUGGGUGCAUAUAAAUCCGCUGAUGAUAUCGUUAGUUCUAUCGAACCUAUGCUUGAAGAAUUUGGUCUAGAAGGAAGUAAACUAUUAAGUAUAACUACAGAUAACGGCUCUAAUGUUAAAUUAGCUAUUACACAAUUAUCAGAAAGACUUUCAGUCUCAAGCCCAAUUGCUAAUAUUUUUUGUGCUGUAUAUACGUUGCAGUUAAGUGUUGAAGCAGGUUUGGAGCAACACGGUGAAAUUUCACCUACAUGGCUCUUAAAAGACUUGUUGAACUCAAACGGCCAAUUAA